CAUUCUGUAUGUUGCCUCAUUUAUAAGUAAGAAAGAAAUAUAACUCAGAUCAACAAGAGAACAUGUGACUUCCCAGAAUGGCUUAUCAGGAAAAAUACAGGAACCCAAUAAGCAGUUCAAUGUGGAGAACCUUUGAAUCAUGGAAAAGCACAACAUGCAAACGGAGGCUCCUCACCCAGGAACACAUCUGCCAGCUGGGUAUGGCCCUCCGUACCCACCAGCAGCAUUCCAAGGACCUCCAGAACACACUGGCUACCCUGGACCCCAGGCUGGCUAUCAAGGGCCCCAGGCUGGCUACCAAUGGCCCCAGGCUGGCUACCAAGGGCCCCAGGCUGGCUACCAAGGGCCCCAAGGAGCCUAUCCAGGACCACAGGCCGGCUACCCAGUCCCACCAGGAGGCUAUGCAGGUGCUGGCCCAGGUGGUUUUCCUGUCCAAAGUCAGCCAGUAUACAGUCAAUCAGGUGGCCCUGCAGGGGCCCCCUGGAUGCCGGCACCACCACCUCCACUGAACUGCCCGCCUGGGCUAGAAUACUUGGUUCAGAUAGAUCAGAUUCUGGUUCAUCAGCAAAUUGAACUUCUGGAAGUCUUAACAGGCUUUGAAACGAACAACAAAUACGAAAUCAAGAACAGCCUUGGUCAGAGGGUUUACUUCGCAGUGGAAGAUAAUGACUGCUGUACUCGAAACUGCUGUGGAGCAGCUCGACCUUUCACCAUGAAGAUCCUGGAUAAUAUGGGCCGAGAAGUCAUCGCUCUGGAGAGACCCCUGAGAUGCAGCAGCUGCUGUUUCCCCUGCUGCCUCCAGGAGAUCGAAAUCCAGGCUCCUCCUGGUGUGCCGGUGGGUUAUGUUACUCAGACCUGGCACCCAUGUCUGCCGAAGUUUACACUUCAAAAUGAGAAGAAAGAGGAUGUUCUCAGAGUUACUGGUCCAUGUGUUGUCUGCAGCUGUUGUUCAGAUAUUGAUUUUGAGAUAAAAUCUCUAGAUGAAGAAUCUCUAGUUGGCAAAAUUUCGAAGCAAUGGUCUGGUUUUGUGAGAGAGGCAUUCACAGAUGCAGAUAACUUUGGGAUCCAGUUUCCACUAGACCUCGAUGUGAAAAUGAAAGCCGUGAUGCUCGGUGCUUGCUUCCUCAUUGAUUUCAUGUUUUUUGAAAAAACUGGAAAUGAGGAGCAAAGAUCAGGCGUGUGGUAGUAGUUUCAUGAGAAGAUUUAAGGACUACUUAAUGACUGAGACUUUCUAAAAGGAAUAUGCAGUGAGCCUUCUUUAUUGAAAUAACUCUGUGUCAAUUAACCUGUGAUGUCAGUAGCUCCAGUUGUGCUACUGGGCUUUCAAAUUAGUUUAUUUUCUGUAUCAUUGUCAUACAUUUAUUUUUAUACAUUUUUUAAGUAUAUACUGUGAAUUUGUGAGAAAAGUCAUAGGAGUAUUUACAUUUAGAAUGAAACUUUCUAAGAAAAAAUGCUUUGAAUUAAAAUCUGAUUGAUUUUCCAUUUUCAUAAAAAUGUAACUUACUAUGGUAAUUUAAUAUGAUAGUACAUAUUAUAUAUAUUAUAAUUUAUACAAAGACCUAAUGUUAUUUUACAAAUACUACUGAAAAGCUUUUUAAAUGUUCCUGUUUCCUCUACCUUAGGGUUAACUAUUAUUCAGUACAGUUAUUAGUAAGAAAACAUUGCAUGUGAUUUUUUUUUCCCUCUCUAUAGAAAAUCAUAACAUAUUUAUUUAAAUCUACUUCUGCAAUUUUCAUACUGGUGAACAAAGAGAAAGACAUGAUUUUAUGUCAAAGGAAAACCCAUUUUAAACACUCUCUACAAUGGGUGUGAUGGCUCAAGCCUUUAAUCCCCAGCCCUUGGGAGUCAGAAGCAAGGGGAUGGAUCUCUGUGAGGCUAGCCUGGUCCACACAGUGACUUCCAGAUUGUCUGGGACUAGGGAGA
Nannospalax galili (Upper Galilee mountains blind mole rat) is the source of this 1923-nucleotide messenger RNA. It is a transcript of the gene Plscr1, whose product is annotated as phospholipid scramblase 1. The transcript has 10 exons. The coding region runs from base 140 to 1186 and encodes 348 amino acids. Gene Ontology annotation, biological process: phosphatidylserine exposure on apoptotic cell surface. Gene Ontology annotation, cellular component: plasma membrane. Lineage: Eukaryota; Metazoa; Chordata; Mammalia; Rodentia; Spalacidae. Gene Ontology annotation, molecular function: phospholipid scramblase activity. The record is from RefSeq and is a predicted model, not a curated record.